Fusarium redolens is the source of this 2739-nucleotide messenger RNA. Its product is annotated as tyrosine phosphatase-like protein. The record is from RefSeq and is a predicted model, not a curated record. The transcript has 4 exons. Lineage: Eukaryota; Fungi; Ascomycota; Sordariomycetes; Hypocreales; Nectriaceae. The coding region runs from base 1 to 2739 and encodes 912 amino acids.
AUGGCGCGAUCAACUUCUGAUUCACGGCCUAAGCCAUCCGCAUAUUUAUUCCUCUACAACACCCUCUCAGCCCUUCUUCGAACAGCCCUCUUGCUCAGAACUACAUAUCUGUGGUUAACCCAAGGCAAUAGCGCUGUAUGGGAUGAACUCAACAUUUUAGCACGAUGGACUGAAACUUUGACGGUGAUGGAAAUCAUCCAUGCUGUUACUGGUCUUGUGCGAGCUGCUCCAGCCACGACGGCGCUGCAGGUAGCUGGUCGAAACACCAUUGUCUGGGCAAUUACACGAAACUAUCCGGAAGUUGGCUUGAGGGAGACUGCGUAUAGUCUUAUGCUCAUAGCUUGGAAUGCGGCCGAUGCAAUUCGAUACUUCUAUUUUACACUUCAGACUGGAGCGGGAUCUGUGCCAGGAGCAUUGACAUGGCUGAGAUACAACAUGUUCAUCGUCCUUUACCCAAUUGGUAUUCUCUCGGAGAUGAAACUUGUUUACGAAGUCAUCCAGCCAUCUCAAGCUCGAAACCCAGCGUAUCAGUAUCUGCUUUGGUUUGGGCUAGCGAUCUAUAUUCCAGCUCCAAAGACCAAAAUCUUAAUUUCAACUCCAUCUUCCAAGAAUGGCCCCAUCGCCAUGGACAUCUUUCCGCAGAAGCAGUACAUACGCCAGCGGACACGCGGGCUGUUAUCGGACAGGUUAAACAUUGACUUGACCACUCAUUCUCUGGAUGAGGCAAAGAGGCUUGAUUACCACGCACUAUCAUAUACAUGGGGUCCGCCAGAGGGCGAUGGCAAGUCUACCGACUCCGAUUCAUCGUGCAUACUGGUGAACGGUGGAAGACUCUACGUCCAAGCGAAUUUAUUCAAUGCUCUCGUUCGGUUCGAAGAAUUUGAUUGGUAUCUGUGGAUCGAUGCAAUAUGUAUUGAUCAGACCAGCCGAAGGGAGCGCGAGAUCCAGGUCGGCAUUAUGAGCGAAAUAUACAGCAUGGCGGCGCGAGUCGAUAUCUGGCUUGGUGAAGGCGGAAAAGAUUCUGACGUGGCCAUUCAUCUGAUACAGAAACUCGCUAGCUUGGUUGAAAAGACAGAUGGGGAUGAAGUGAGCCUAGACAAAGGCGAAAUCGAAAGGUUGGGUCUUCCACCUAUUCCUUCUUUAGCCUGGAAGCCAUUCGUUGAACUCCUGGAGCGAAAUUGGUUCCGCAGAGCUUGGGUGAUUCAAGAAACCGUUCUAGCUAGGCAUACCUUUGUGUUCCUGGGCAACAGCGAAAGUAUCUCAUGGGAAGAGCUCGCCUCCGCUCUGGCGAUGAUAAAAAGACUGGGCUGGCUUCCGAACGCUGCGUUGGCAAUGGCUAGAGUGGAACAAGUUUCAUGGUCACCAGGACCCUACGCCACGCACUUCAUCACCGUGAUCAAGAUGUCCCUCGAAAGGUUGAAAAACCCAAAAGAUCACCCGUUGCUUUCUGUCAUCGAAGAGCUCACCGGCACUGAUAAUUGGAAAACAACCGCCAGUUCUCAGUUAGCAUACAUGAUGAUGGCUUGCCAUAAGUUCCAGGUUACGAAUUCCCGUGAUAGGGUCUAUUCGUUGUUAGGAAUGGUUAAUAUCGCUGCGAGCCACAUGGGAAUUCCUCGAUGCGAUUUGGAAGUCGAUUAUAAGGCGACAGUUGCUCAGGUUUUUACCGCCGCCACAAAGAAUAUCCUGCAUCAUUGUAAUCACCUGGGAUUCAUAUCUUUGGCUGGUUUUGCAGAAUUCCACCAUGGCACACAGAAUCUGCCUUCAGAUGAUCUACCAUCGUGGGUACCUAAUUUCUCCAACGAGCGCUCUGCUGCAAGGACUGCUCCUAUCCUUUUUGCUCGUGGCAACAGCGAUGAUCGUUUGGACGCCGCGCGAUACAGUGAGAUUGGCUCUCUGGGAUUUACUAUCGCUGGCUCAAGGCUCUCUGUCCAAGCUCUUCGCGUUGGGCAGAUCCUUCCAGGGUCUUAUCAAUUCUUUGAACUCGCUUACUAUUUCAAUAUCGAACCUUUUGCAGAUCUUCUGCUACGAUGCGGGCAGCACUACAAACCGACUGGAGAACUCAGCAUCGAAGCUUGUUGGCGCACUUUCAUCUUUGGCUCGAACAUACACGACUCAACCGCAGAUAGCUCGGCACUUGGCGGUUGUUUCAAAGCCUGGCUGUCCUUUAUCGUGUUUCAUCACUUGCGGGUUUGGGAUCGCUCAAUGACAGUCAACGAACGGCUUUCAAUCUUGGAACAAAUGACGAACUACCUAUCUCUUGUGAACCGGGAUGGGGAUGAAGCAUGUGAUAUGCUUCCAAGUAUCAAAUGGAUAAAACAGAUGCUUCAAAAAUUAGGGCCUUCUGAUCCUCCGGACUCACAGCUGUCGUCAAUCUUUUCAUACAUGGCGUCGACAUCCUCAAUUACUGGCUUUUCCUCGGACCUUAACUUAGAGUGGACAUCCACGGUGGCCAAGGAACUCGCGGAUACGUUUUCCCUGGCUUCUCAGUACGCCAUGUUGUUAGGUACAUACGCUGGUCAGCGGCGAGUUUUCUUGACAGACCAAGGGCAUUUGGGAUUGGCUUUCUCGUCGGCACUUGAAGGAGACAGUGUCUGGGUGGUUUCGUCUUGUCCGGUGCCAUUGGUUUUGAGGCCUCGAGCUGACGGCACUUAUCAACUGGUCGGAGAUAGCUAUGUUCACGGAAUCAUGAAAGGCGAGGCAGUAAAGGAUAACAGCUGGGAGGAGAUUACCAUUACCUAG